Molecule: messenger RNA, 5796 nt
Organism: Sebastes umbrosus (honeycomb rockfish)
Lineage: Eukaryota; Metazoa; Chordata; Actinopteri; Perciformes; Sebastidae
Gene: lrrfip1a
Product: leucine rich repeat (in FLII) interacting protein 1a
Exons: 24
Coding region: 481-5517 (1678 amino acids)
Biological process (GO): regulation of transcription by RNA polymerase II
Molecular function (GO): DNA-binding transcription factor activity, RNA polymerase II-specific; RNA polymerase II cis-regulatory region sequence-specific DNA binding
Source: RefSeq, a predicted model, not a curated record
GGAGCGCCGCGUCCCCUCGUGAUAAAAAACGCCCCUGUGGACACGUACCAUUAGUGUAUGGAGUACCCGUGGCGUGGAGAAGAUCAUCAUAUCAUUCUGCCUUGAAUUAAUUAAAGAAAGAGCCGGCUCUUAUCGUUCACAUAAAAGAGUCGGCUCUUUGAACCGGCUCGUUCGCGUCCAACACAUCACUACCAGUUGCUGCCCGUCACAGUUUGAACCAGACUUCGUCUCGAGUCUGUGCGUCGUUACAGCAACACAGGAAGAAGAGUUAACAACGGAUGUAUGACAAUGACCCACGCUGUGAACACGACCAGCCACGCUGUGUUUCAUCUCUCCGCCUUUAAUUAGAGAUAUUUUAGCGACACAUGAGACCCUCUAACGUUAUAGCUAGUUAUACUGCUCUGGUCUGGAUUACUCGGUGCUUCUUUUGGACCACAAGUUUGUGACUUGAGUGGAUAAAGUAGCCCUUUGAGAGAGAACAUGGGGACUCAGGGAACAGGACGGAAGAGAUCCACCAAGAAGGAGAGGUCGACGGCAGAGGACGAUGCCCUCAAUCUCAUAGCCAGAGAGGCCGAGUCCAGGCUGGCAGCGAAGAGGGCAGCCAGGGCAGAGGCCAGAGAGAUCCGCAUGAAGGAGCUGGAGAGACAGCAGAAAGAGAUCUUUCAGGUGCAGAAGAAAUAUUAUGGCUUGAACACCAAAGUAGAUGACCGAGCGGACGGCAAAUGGGGAGAUAUUGAACAAUGGAUGGAGGACAGUGAGAGAUACUCACGUUCUUCACGGAUACAAACGCUCUCAGACGACGAUGAGCGGAUGUCAGUGGGAAGCCGGAGCAGCGCCAGGUCGGAUCUUGAUGCAGUUGGGGCUUAUGGUGUAGGGGACUCCUCCUUACACUCACAUAAGAAGCCAAAGAAAAAGAAGAAACAUAAGCACAAAGACAAAGAUAGGAACAGCUGUGAUGAUGAUUACAGUGUCCUAUCCAGCAGGAGCUCAAGACUCAGUGAUGAAAGCAGAGUGUCUCGCUCCUCCUCCAGGCUAGACCUAACGAGCUCCAGACUAAGUGAUGACACCCGGGUGUCUCGCGCCUCCAGAUUAGACCUGCAGCCGGCCUCUUAUGCUUCCCCUGACUUGUACAGCUACAAUGGUCUGUCCUCUUCCAGAAACCCAGGUUCAACUUUCAAUGGUUACCAGAGCGCCUUAUAUGAAGAGGGUCUCGGCAGUGGGUCACAGCGGGUCACGAGCUCCAGCUCUCGUCCUUUAGAUUACAGUAGUUACCGCAGCUCCGGCUCCAGAGCCUCCUCCAGGGCCGGUUCGGCCCGCGCCAGCCCAGUGGACAACUGUGGCUCUGUUGCCAGUUUUUUGAGGAGUGCUGCCAGUAGCAGUGGCCUCCCCCGGGACCUGGACGAUGUUACUAUUCCUGACUUUUCUGAUGUGAGUCGCUUUGCGCCCGCAGGACGCCGCGGCUGUGAUGUGGAGGACAGAGAUUAUCUUGAGAAGGGAUCUCGAGCAGCUUCUGCCUUAACAGCAGCAACUCUCACCUCCAUAGGCGGGAGUUCCUCGCGGAGAGGAAGUGGCGAGACGGCCAUAACUGUAGAUGCAGAGACGUCCAUACGAGAAAUCAAGGAGAUUCAUGAACUGAAGGAUCAGAUUCAAGAUGUGGAAACCAAGUACAUGCAGAACCUAAAAGAAGUCAAGGAUGCAUUAGUAGAAGUGGAUGAGAAGUAUCGCAAGGCCAUGGUGUCCAACGCCCAGCUGGAUAACGAGAAAAACAACCUGAUGUACCAGGUGGACACGCUCAAGGAUUCGCUCAUGGAGCUGGAGGAACUGCUGUCUGAGUCGCGCCGGGGAUAUGAUGACAAAGUCAAGGAAUUCGAGCGAGAGAAACAUGCCCACACUGUGCUUCAGUUCCAGUUCAGUGAAAUGAAAGAGACGCUAAAGCAAAGCGAAGAGCUGCUGAAUGACAUCCGUCAGCUGCGACUCAAACAGGAAGGUUUUGUUAGAGAAAUAACUGACCUGCAGGAGACGGUGGAGUGGAAGGAUAAAAAGAUUGGGGCCUUAGAGCGACAGAAAGAAUACACAGAUCCAAUCCGAGUUGAGCGAGAUGAGCUCAGAGAAGAGGUGGUGAAGCUGAAAGACAUUCUGAAGAAACAUGGAAUAGUAUUGGGACCUGAUCUAAACAUCAACGGAGAGGUUGGUGAGACAGACGCUGACGGGACCCCCAGUGCAGACCCUGCCUCCCAACCGGCUCAGGAUGCCAAGACCUCCCCAACGGAGGGGAACAGCAUGCUAGGCCACACAGAGGAGACUCAGUUGAGAAGUAGCGGAGAGGAAGAGGUGGAUCCAGAGCAGCAUCAAGAACUGUUUGAGGAUGCCAAAGAGAAUCACUCAAGCUUUGAUACACUCUGUAAUGUUGCUGUUGUGUCCACACUGGAAACAUCUAGUGAAGCAGCAGAAGAACAGCCAACAGAAGAACAACUGAUAUGCUUAGAAGAAGACAAGAAGACCGCCAUAGAAGAAGACAAUGCUGAAGAAAAUGGCCUUAGCAAGGACUUAAAUGUUGAUAUUAAUGACCAAUCAUUCACAGAGGUCAAAGAUAUAAUCGUUUGCAGCCCUGGGCUUCAAGGGAUUGUAAAAAGUCCUGAGGAAAACGUUCCAGAAACAGAAAUGCCUACAGGGGGAGAUUUAGGGGAGACAAGUAACCCAGAUUUAGGGAAGACAGAAACCAAAAGCGGUAGUGUUGACACACAUAGUGAUGACAUUAGAGAGUCAUGUAACAACCUUUCUGAAGAGCAAGAAAACAAACGGGAAGAUGUUGAGAAAAGUAAUUUGAGAAAUACAGAAUCAUGUCAUCAGCAAAAAGUUGCCCAAGAUGUUAGGAAAGAAAGUUUACCUGAUGAGUCCAUCCCAUCUGUAUCAAACACUGAACCUCAACAAGAGCCUGAGAACACCGAAGAGGCGGAGAACGACGAGGCAGAGGAAAUAUCCAGUAAUCCUCAGCCUCAGGGCGCUGCUGCUUCAGGGAAAAAGAAGAAAAGGAAGAGGAGAGGCAAAAAGAAAGGAGGAACGCACGAGGAUAAGAACCAACAAAAAGAUGGAACAGAUAUAAAAAAGGGCAAAACAGAAAUGGACAUUGGAUCUGCCGCAAGAGAUAAUGUGCCAACGACAGAACCUGAAAUUGAUGGUUCUGUCACUGAAACCCUCAACGAGUCAAGUGUGGAUCAAGUUAAGAAUGAGCAAGACAGGCAAGAAACUGUGGAGGUAGAUGGAGUAGAAGCAGUGGAACCCACUGAAACCGUUUCUCCCAAUGACACUCUCAAAGAAUCAAGAAUGGAACAAACUUUGGAAAUGGAGAAAGUAGAAGCAGCAGAAGCCGUGGCAACUACUGAAACCUUUUCUCACAUUGAAACUCUCAAGGAAGAAAGGGUGGAUGAUGUUACGGAUGAACAGAACAAGGAGCAAAGUGUGGAAAAUAAAUCAGUAGAAGCAGUGGAGGCAGUGGCACCCGCACAUGUUGAAACUCUCAAGGAAGAAAGGGUGGAUGAUGUUACGGAUGAACAGAAUAAGAAACAAAGUUUGGAAAAUAAAACAGAAGAAGCAGUAGAGGCAGUGGCACCCGCACAUGUUGAAACUCUCAAGGAAGAAAGGGUGGAUGAUGUUAUGGAUGAACAGAAUAAGGAACAAAGUUUGGAAGAUAAAUCAGUAGAAGCAGUGGAGGCAGUAGCACCCGCUCAUGUUGAAACUCUCAAGGAAUCCAGAACAGAUCCCAGAAAGGAUGAGCAUGAUGAGGAACGAGCUUUGGAAACCGAGAAAGUAGAAGAAGUGGGAUCUAUAACCAGUCCUGUCCCAGAGACCAACCUCAGUACUUCUGAUCUUAUUGACAACUCCAAAGGUGCCGAGAGCAAUGAUGGUCUUGACAAAGAGUGUUCUUCCAGUGUAGAUAACUCUAAAAGUGAAACAGACAUCUCAGCUGAUGACAAUGUCAUCCAUGAGUCAGAAAUUAUUGAUGGUGCAGAGGAGGAAGUUAGGUCUAUUGAUGAGAUGGCAUCUGAAUGCACAGCUAAUAACCCCGAAAACACCUUUGAAACAAGCGGUAAGGAAAACACUGAAGCUGAAUCACAUGUUCCAAGCAGUGGUGACAUUGCCGCUGAUAAAUCUGAAUCCACAAGCAAUUCUGAGAGUAAAUAUAACACGUCUGUGUCCCUGUCUUCUACUGAUGGCUUCCACGACGCUCUCGAGAGCUUGUCUGGCUCAGAGCAGUCUGCACCCGUGAACAAGGUUUCCGAUAGAGGUCCAGAGGAAGCAACUGAGACAGUCAAAGAUGACGAGGAGCCAGGAGCAGAGACUGAACAAGAAUCCUUUUCUCCCAGUCCUGACGGGGAUGAUUCAGAGCUAAAAGCAGACGGAGCAGAAAAGGAGGAGCUGAAUGGAGACUUGAAGGAACCAGAAGGUUUAGUCGAGCCAGACGGCUCACAUGACCAAAAUAGUGACAGUCUUGUAAGCGCAUCAUUAACAAAAAUCGCUGAUGCAUUUGCCUCUGUAAAGAGUCUGUUUGGGACUGUAGUGCAGGCCGAACAACUGGAUGAUGUAGAAAGCCAGGCAUUACAGUGCGAGGAUCAGAUUGAUGAACCAAAUGCUGAAGCGCCCUCUGAAUCAGAAGAGAUCAAUACCAUUGACACAAUAAAUACACCAGACUCUCCAAAAGAAGCAACUGAAAUUGGGUCCUCGGUUGAGCAGGACCACAGUACUGAAGAGUCAGCCGUCGCAGAAGAUCCAGAAGAUAAAAACAGUCAAAAUGAUCAGCAAAGCGAAACACAACAACUGCCUGAACCCAGCAAAGACAAGUCUGAUGAUGAUUCAUCUCAACCCACCCUGCAGGAGAGCGAUGAGGAUGAGGAUGACAUUGACGAAGGACGGUCUUUUGACUUUGAUGACAUGGAUAUUGAGGUGGCUGUGGCGAUGAGUCUCCCUAAAAUUCCAAAACAGGAAGAAGUGGAUGAGGGAGUUGGUGUCAUGUCAGAUGAAAGCAACAACGGUAGUUCGUCAAAUGAAAAUAGACGAGACGAGCCAGUUGAAAGCAUUGACGAGAAGUGUAUGGUUGAUGGGGGUAACCAGGUAGAUACACAAGAUACUACGCCUAGAGACAACAAAGACUCUUUGGCUGAUGAGGACGCCACGUCUGAAAAAGGGGAACGUGUGGAAAGUGUGUGUGAAAAGCAGGAAAACGUGCCUGAGGAAGAGGUCCGUGUAGCAGAUGAGUCCAGGCCCAUUAUAGAGGAGGAAAAGGUUUCGAAUGUUGGAGAGUUGGGUGUUGUUGGGGAGGACAUUAACCAGGCGAUGUCUCCACCAGUGGAGAUAGGAUCAGAUGCCAUUAAGCAUGAGUUGCAGGGUGAAAAUUUAGAUCUACCAAAGAGUGCAGAGCAAGUGGGCAGCAAUAAAGAGGCACAGCAGACAGGGAAAGAUGUGAAGAGGAACGGCAAGAAAGGCAAAGGCAAGGGCAAAGAGGAGUGUAAGAUGUCUUAGCUUGUAAAUGGUAUAUAGUAGGGCUGUCAAAAUUAGCCAAGAAUGAUGUUUGAAUAUUAGUUCUAAAAAAAUCUAAAACUAUUCGAAUAUCUAUUUUUGUGCUAUGUCCAUGACACCAUGUCCUAACUGGUUGCGAGUGAUGCAGCUGCGCGUCGUUUUGAGCUGAACUUUUGUCAGAAGCCCUGUUUUUAUUUAUUCCUGUCGCAAUGGACGAGGAACGGCUGAUUCGUGAAGUUGAAAAUGAGGAGUUAUCUAUACGAUACCUCCUCAUUUCACUAC